Messenger RNA from Pipistrellus nathusii (Nathusius's pipistrelle), 1221 nucleotides. Lineage: Eukaryota; Metazoa; Chordata; Mammalia; Chiroptera; Vespertilionidae. The record is from the annotation of a GenBank genome assembly.
AUGUCUGCGAGUCAAGAUCCCCGAUCCAGAGACAAUGGCCCCGAUGGAAUGGAGCCCGAGGGCGUCAUCGAGAGCAACUGGAAUGAGAUCGUUGACAGCUUUGAUGACAUGAACCUCUCAGAGUCCCUCCUCCGUGGCAUCUACGCCUAUGGUUUUGAGAAGCCCUCUGCCAUCCAGCAGCGAGCCAUUCUUCCUUGUAUCAAGGGUUAUGAUGUGAUUGCUCAAGCCCAGUCUGGGACAGGAAAAACAGCCACUUUUGCCAUUUCGAUUCUGCAACAGAUUGAAUUGGACCUAAAGGCCACUCAGGCCUUGGUCCUGGCACCUACUAGAGAAUUGGCACAGCAGAUACAGAAAGUAGUCAUGGCUUUAGGAGAUUACAUGGGUGCCUCCUGCCAUGCCUGCAUUGGGGGUACCAACGUGCGUGCAGAGGUGCAGAAGCUACAGAUGGAAGCUCCCCAUAUCAUCGUGGGCACCCCAGGACGAGUGUUUGACAUGCUUAAUCGCAGAUACCUGUCUCCCAAAUACAUCAAGAUGUUUGUACUGGAUGAAGCUGAUGAAAUGUUAAGCCGUGGGUUCAAGGACCAGAUCUAUGACAUAUUCCAAAAGCUCAACAGCAACACCCAGGUGGUAUUGCUGUCAGCUACAAUGCCUUCUGAUGUGCUUGAGGUGACCAAGAAGUUCAUGAGGGACCCCAUUCGCAUUCUCGUCAAGAAGGAAGAGUUGACCCUGGAGGGUAUCCGCCAAUUCUACAUCAACGUGGAGAGAGAGGAGUGGAAGCUGGACACAUUGUGUGACUUAUACGAAACCCUCACCAUCACCCAGGCAGUCAUUUUCAUCAACACCCGAAGAAAGGUUGAUUGGCUCACUGAGAAGAUGCAUGCCCGAGACUUCACUGUCUCUGCCAUGCACGGAGAUAUGGACCAAAAGGAGCGAGAUGUGAUCAUGAGGGAGUUCCGCUCUGGCUCAAGCAGAGUAUUGAUCACCACUGACCUGCUGGCCAGAGGCAUUGAUGUGCAGCAGGUUUCUCUAGUCAUCAACUAUGACCUUCCCACCAACAGGGAAAACUAUAUCCACAGAAUCGGUCGUGGUGGACGUUUUGGCCGUAAGGGUGUGGCUAUUAACAUGGUGACAGAAGAAGACAAGAGGACUCUUCGAGACAUCGAGACCUUCUACAACACCUCCAUUGAGGAGAUGCCCCUCAAUGUUGCUGACCUCAUCUGA